This is a messenger RNA of Mugil cephalus (flathead mullet), 1865 nucleotides long. RefSeq names its product caseinolytic mitochondrial matrix peptidase proteolytic subunit. Gene Ontology annotation, molecular function: ATP-dependent peptidase activity; serine-type endopeptidase activity; ATPase binding. The coding region runs from base 96 to 899 and encodes 267 amino acids. Gene Ontology annotation, biological process: protein quality control for misfolded or incompletely synthesized proteins. The record is from RefSeq and is a predicted model, not a curated record. Gene Ontology annotation, cellular component: endopeptidase Clp complex. Lineage: Eukaryota; Metazoa; Chordata; Actinopteri; Mugiliformes; Mugilidae. The transcript is spliced from 7 exons.
GAAGAAGAAGUUUUCGGUUCAAGGGUCACGGUGAAUUUGCUUCCGGUGUAGCUGGGGUCACACUAAGGGGGAGUUAAAUCUAAUAUACUUCAAAAAUGCUGCUACGAAGGGCGUUACAGAUCGGGACGCUGUCACUGAAACACGGCAGGUGCGUCCACCACAGUCCCGUAUGGAGGAGUCCCCUUAUUCCGAUCGUCGUGGAGCAGACGGGGAGAGGAGAACGGGCGUAUGACAUCUACUCUCGCCUUCUUAGAGAGAGAAUCAUUUGUGUAAUGGGUCCUAUUGACGACUCUGUAGCCAGUCUGGUUAUCGCCCAGCUGCUCUUUCUACAGUCAGAAAGCAACAACAAGCCCAUCCACAUGUACAUCAACAGUCCUGGUGGUGUGGUGACAGCAGGUCUGGCAAUUUACGACACUAUGCAGUACAUACUUAAUCCCAUCUCCACCUGGUGUGUUGGCCAGGCGGCCAGCAUGGGCAGCUUGCUCCUGGCAGCAGGGACGAGCGGCAUGAGGCACUCGCUGCCCAACGCUCGCAUCAUGGUUCACCAGCCUUCAGGAGGCGCUAGGGGUCAGGCCACAGAUAUCGCUAUCCAGGCCGAAGAGAUCCUGAAGCUGAAGAGACAGAUCAAUAACAUCUACGCCAAACACACGGGGCAGCCGCUCGAAACCAUCGAGGGCGUGAUGGAAAGAGAUCGCUACAUGAGCCCCAUGGAGGCGCAGGACUUUGGCAUCAUCGACCGGGUCCUGGUCCACCCUCCCCAGGCAGGCCAGGACGAGCCGGAGCUGGUGCAGAAAGAGCCGGCAGCCACAGCCAGUCCGUCGCCACAGCCGGAGCCUGCGGCCCCCGAGCAGACCUCCCCAGGGUCCAACCCCCCCUCUUCAUACAAGCCAGAGCCAUGAACUCACCACAGCAGACCUGUGUGAGAUCUGCAGGCUCCUCCUCAGGAUCAAAUACCCCCCGUCACAUCCUGAGAGGAGCGAGGCCCGGCCUUUGUGGUGCUUCUCUUUCCGUAAAACCGUUGUUCCUUCCCCCUAGUCGACACACACGCAGACGCCCUUCUGGUUUCACGUGCGUCAGAAAGUUACAUGUGUUUUCUGACAAAUCCGAUUAAAUGAGGCCUAAGAAGUAGAAGGCAGACAUUUCUUACUUCACACACAUAUAGGAUUCAAGCCUCUGAUGGAGGCUACAGUAUUUCAGUAGAGUUGGUUUUAGUCUUUACAGUGUAAAAGCAAACUGGUGGAGUUACUGUAGUCGACAUGAGUCAUUCAAAAGGUGGGGAAACCUGUUUAGACCACACCUUUUUUUUUCUUUUCUUUUUAAAAUCUUCCUUGUUGAAGAUCAUGAGUGACCGACCUUGUAUUUGAUAACAUAUUUGUAAUAAAUAUGACCACAAUUCACAUUCUUGUGUUGUUCUUCGCAUUGAUCGCUCAUGGGGAAAUUAAGCUUCUGAAAUGGACCCACGCCAGCCGACUCCUUGGUUUCAAAACUAAACAGUGCCCUCUGCUGGAAAUGAGCAUCGUUCACCAUUAAGAUGUUUGUUAUUUUAAAUGCAGGGUUUUGGCUUCACACGUUUUCUGUGAUUGGAUUAAAAGAAACAAAAAGCUGAAAAUUACAAGUUUAUUUACAUUAUUUUAUGAAAGACAUUAAAAGACAAGAAAUCUCAAGAGAAAACAAAACAAAAAAAAACACCGGAACUCAAAGGCUUACACUUAGAAAUUGAGUCUGUUAAAAACAAAACAACUGUGUAAAGAAAUGUGCAAUAUGUUUAAGACAUUUAAGAAAUGUUGAGUGUAUUUUAAGGAACCUGUGGAUAAAAGUGGACAAAUGUUAGGAGAAAAUACAGCACAGGAUAUCUUUUUUAAAAA